AUGAAGUUGGAAGAGAAAAGUUUCCCUAACCAGCGAUCUUGGAAAUUCCGCAGCCGCCCAGACUGGGCCGACGAUGUCUCCGACUCUGAACAGAUCAACGAUCCCUCUGCGCUGCCCGCGCCUGUGACGACGGUGAACAAAGAUGGCACACGGACGACGGUCUUCUACCGCUUCAAUGACCAGGGCCAGAAGGUCAAAGUCACACGCAAGACGCGCAUCACCACACACAAGGAAAAAGUCAACCCGGUCGUCGCUGAGCGGCGCACCUGGGACAAAUUUGGGCUUGAAAAGGGUAAACCCAAAGGCCCGCAACCCGAUACCACCUCCGUGGGCGAGAACAUCCUCUUCAGACCGAGUCGCGAUUGGAAGAAUGUGCAGGCCGAAGAGGCCAAAGCGGGCGGCGGCAAGGCCGAGGAGAAAUCUCUAAAAGAGCAACUGAGAGACAAGAAGGUGAAGUGUCGAAUCUGUCAGGGCGAGCAUUUCACGGCCAGAUGUCCCUUCAAGGACACGAUGGCCCCCGCGGACGAUGGCACAACACCCGUGGCGGAUCCCAUGGCCGAAGACGAAGAAUCUGGCGGGCCCAAAGCCCAAGGUGGACUCGGCGCUGGUGGCAGCAGUUACGUCCCUCCGCAUCUCAGGAAAGGAGCCCAAGGAGCCGGAGAGAGGAUGGGCGGAAAGUACGAGAGAGACGACUUGGCCACAUUGCGAGUUACGAAUGUCUCCGAGAUGGCCGAAGAGCAAGAGCUGCGCGAUCUCUUCGAGCGGUUCGGCCGCGUCACCAGAGUCUUCCUCGCCAAAGACAGAGAUACCGGCCGUGCCAAGGGGUUUGCAUUUAUCUCCUUUGUGGACAGAUCUGAUGCCGCCAGGGCGUGUGAGAAGAUGGAUGGCUUCGGUUACAGACACUUGAUCCUGAGAGUGGAGUUUGCAAAGAGGACGACCUAG
This is a messenger RNA of Fonsecaea multimorphosa CBS 102226, 942 nucleotides long. RefSeq names its product eukaryotic translation initiation factor 3 subunit G. The transcript is spliced from 2 exons. Gene Ontology annotation, molecular function: translation initiation factor activity; RNA binding. The coding region runs from base 1 to 942 and encodes 313 amino acids. NCBI's taxonomy places the organism in Eukaryota, Fungi, Ascomycota, Eurotiomycetes, Chaetothyriales, Herpotrichiellaceae. The record is from RefSeq and is a predicted model, not a curated record. Gene Ontology annotation, cellular component: cytoplasm; eukaryotic translation initiation factor 3 complex.